Molecule: messenger RNA, 1134 nt
Organism: Stylonychia lemnae
Lineage: Eukaryota; Ciliophora; Spirotrichea; Sporadotrichida; Oxytrichidae
Source: the annotation of a GenBank genome assembly
AUGGUUGAAGCUAAUCAAAUCCCAACUAAACAAUAAGGUCUUAGAGUUUACUCAGGUGGUACAUUCAAAGUUGAUGAGAUCGAUGUACCCAGACCAGGUCCAGGACAAUUACUAGUCAAAAUUGAAUGCGCCCCAAUUAACCCAAGUGAUAUCUUUUUCAUGAAAGGAAUUGUGGAGGAACAUUCUAAGGGAAGUGGAAGGAACAUGAUUUUCCCAAUAGUUCCAGGCUGGGAAGGCUCAGGCACAGUCAUCGCAUCAGGUGGUGGCUUAAUGGCCUGGAGACUAGUUGGAAAGAGAGUAGCAGUCAGCAAAAUGGAAGAGCCAGACAGAGGUUCCACAGUAGGAGGCUGCUUCCAACAAUACAUGAUAACUAAUGCUCUAUAAUGCUUGCCAUUGCCAGAUGACGUAUCCUUCGAAGUAGGAGCUAUGCAUUUCGUGAAUCCUCUGACUGCUAUUGGCCUUCUUGAUAGAGCCAAGUAAUACAAGGCCUAGGCUGCUAUUCAAACUGGAGCAGCAUCUCAACUAGGGAGAAUGAUCAUUAGACUCGCUCAAGAAGAGAAAAUACCUUUAAUUAACAUUGUCAGAAGACCAGAAUAAGUUUAAUUACUUCAAGAUCAGGGAGCUGAAAAUAUUCUUAACUCGAGCGAUCCUGACUUCUUAGAUAGACUUGGGGAAUUAGCAAAGAAACUUAAGGCGACAGUCUGCUUUGAGGCUGUUGCUGGCGACUUAACUGGUGAAAUAAUGUCAAAGAUGCCUUUCAAAUCAACUUGCAUAGUUUACGGGUGUUUAAGUGAGCAACCAGUAGGCGGCAUUGAAUCAUUGGUAUUGAUUGGAAGAAACUAGAAACUGGAGGGAUUCCUUUUGAAUAAUUGGACUAAGGAGAAGUCUCUCUGGUCUCUUGGCAGUAUUAUUAGUAAAUGUCAAAGACUCAUGAGAAAUAAAACUCUGUAGUCAGAAGUUGCAAGGAGAAUAUCCAUGUAUGAAGUUGAACAAGCUAUUCCAGAAUAUCAAAAGAAUAUGACCUAGGGCAAGUAUAUCGUCUAUCCUCAUGAGAAGUAGCCAACUCAAGUAUAAUCACCUCCAUCUUUAAAUGAAAACGAGGAGUCUAAGCAUGAAUCAGAAUCAAAUCAAUGA